Chelmon rostratus (copperband butterflyfish) is the source of this 3980-nucleotide messenger RNA. It is a transcript of the gene fbxw7, whose product is annotated as F-box and WD repeat domain containing 7. Gene Ontology annotation, biological process: ubiquitin recycling; proteasome-mediated ubiquitin-dependent protein catabolic process. The record is from RefSeq and is a predicted model, not a curated record. Gene Ontology annotation, molecular function: ubiquitin binding. The transcript has 11 exons. The coding region runs from base 75 to 1733 and encodes 552 amino acids. Gene Ontology annotation, cellular component: cytoplasm; nucleus. Lineage: Eukaryota; Metazoa; Chordata; Actinopteri; Chaetodontiformes; Chaetodontidae.
CCGCCGCGCACGCACAUUUGGACUUCACCGAUUGUCACUGAAGAGGAAAAGGGAAAACACACCGGAUUACAAGGAUGGGGUUCUACGGCACUUUAAAGAUGAUUUUCUACAAAAUGAAGAGAAAGUUGGACCAUGGCCCCGAGGUCCGAUCUUUCCCUUCAGGAAAAAAACCCUGCAAAGGCCCAGAAUAUCCAAGCCCAGGAACUGUCCCAUGUCCAGCCACACCCACCACAUUUGGCCACAUCAGAACAGCCAAUGGUCAGGGGCAGCAGAGACGGCGCAUCACCUCAAUCCAGCCACCCACGGGUCUCCAGGAAUGGCUCCGAACAUUUCAGAGCUGGACUGGCCCAGAGAAGCUGCUGGCGCUGGAUGAGUUGAUUGACAGCUGCGAGCCCACACAAGUCAAGCAUAUGAUGCAGGUGAUCGAGCCGCAGUUUCAGCGAGACUUCAUCUCCCUGCUGCCCAAAGAGCUGGCUUUGUAUGUGCUGUCAUUCCUGGAACCGAAGGACCUCCUCCAAGCGGCCCAGACGUGUCGCUACUGGCGCAUCCUGGCAGAAGACAACCUGCUGUGGAGGGAGAAAUGCAGGGAGGAAGGCAUCGAUGAGCCUCUGCCCCUCAAGAAGAGGAAAGUCGUCAAGCCUGGCUUCACCCACAGCCCCUGGAAGUGUGCCUACAUCAGGCAGCACAGGAUAGACACCAACUGGAGGAGAGGGGACCUCAAAUCACCCAAGGUGCUGAAAGGUCAUGACGACCACGUGAUCACCUGCCUCCAGUUCUGUGGCAACCGCAUCGUCAGCGGCUCCGACGACAACACCCUGAAAGUCUGGUCGGCCAUCACAGGAAAGUGUCUGCGUACGUUGGUGGGCCACACAGGUGGCGUGUGGUCAUCCCAGAUGAGAGACAACAUUAUUAUCAGCGGCUCCACCGAUCGCACACUCAAGGUCUGGAACGCAGAGACAGGAGAAUGUAUCCACACCCUCUAUGGGCAUACCUCAACAGUGCGCUGCAUGCACCUACAUGAGAAAAGGGUGGUCAGCGGCUCCCGUGACGCCACGCUGCGCGUCUGGGACAUUGAGACAGGUCAGUGUUUACACGUCCUCAUGGGCCACGUGGCGGCGGUGCGCUGCGUCCAGUACGACGGGCGGCGGGUGGUCAGCGGUGCCUAUGACUUCAUGGUCAAAGUGUGGGACCCCGAGACGGAGACCUGCCUCCACACGCUGCAGGGCCACACCAACAGAGUGUACUCAUUACAGUUUGAUGGGAUCCACGUGGUGAGCGGCUCAUUGGACACGUCUAUAAGGGUCUGGGACGUGGAGACGGGCAACUGUAUCCACACGCUGACGGGGCAUCAGUCCCUCACCAGCGGCAUGGAGCUCAAAGACAACAUCCUGGUCUCAGGCAACGCAGACUCCACUGUCAAGAUCUGGGACAUCAAGACGGGCCAGUGCCUGCAAACACUGCAAGGUCCUCACAAGCACCAGAGUGCCGUGACGUGCCUCCAGUUCAACAAGAACUUCGUCAUCACCAGCUCGGACGACGGCACGGUUAAACUGUGGGACCUGAAGACGGGCGAGUUCAUCCGAAACCUGGUGACCCUGGAGAGCGGCGGCAGCGGCGGCGUGGUGUGGCGCAUCCGGGCCUCCAACACCAAGCUGGUGUGCGCGGUGGGCAGCCGCAACGGCACAGAGGAGACCAAGCUGCUGGUGCUGGACUUUGACGUGGACAUGAAGUGAGGAGGGACACGGUGAGGAAGGACGAAGAGAGCGAACCACAGAGAGGAAGGAGUAGAGAGGGAAUGGGACACGAGGGCGCCUAGAAACCGGGAGGGCCAAAGCCCUGAACUCUUCACCCAAACUCGCAAAAUCUACAACCACCACCACCACCAGUGGGCUGUCCUGUCCUCUACAAUCAUCUUCCCCGUCCCCCUUUGGGCAAAUGUUACCGACGGAGCCGCAGACCCUCACAUGUGUUCAGCCCCUGCUUUUGUCCCCCCUACCACCAGUAGGCGGUGGAGUCGGAGGGGAUUGGGCUGGAAACGAGGCAGGGGGUGGGGGCACGACCGGUCUGUCCCGCGAUUGGCUGGGAGAAAGAAGAGGAAGAAAGGAAAGACGACUGAACUUUUGAAGUGACUCUCAACCCUUUCGGUUUGGGGUCAGCUUCGCACAGAGACUUGGUUUCGCUCAAGCCUGACAGAUUUUGAGAUGUACAGAGAUAUAUUAUUUUUUAAAGACCCCCACCCCCCACCCCCCACCCCCCACCCCUACCCCCAUCAGUGCGCACCCACACACACAUACACUCAAACGGCCAACCGGAAAGUGGAAAAGAUUGAGGAAGACAUUUAAAGCUAAAUUUCCACACACAGUUACACCUAAAGAGCUGCUUGUAGAGGAGAGAAAGCCUGCAAUCAGGCUCGUUUCUUGUCACUCCAUUUCCGUUCUUAUUGUUCUCCACUCGGUUUCAGUUGUUUGAUUUCUUUACAAUAUCGCACACAAACACAACUGUGAAUUUCAGUACGUUUCUGGUUUAUCAUAUGAAAGGGGUUUCUCUUUUUUUUUUUUUUGUCCUUGCAGUUGCCAACAGCAACAAAUCCCAGUAUUAGAAAGCUGCUCUGUUUAGGUUUGCUGUCAUUAUGUCACAAGGAUUGUUUUUUUGUCUUUUUAUUUGAGUUGUUUGUUCUUCCUUUCUGUUUUCUACAUACCUGAUUUUGGAGCUCCAUCUCCACGUAAACAUCAGUGCUGUCCAGAAGUUUUCAGAGUCUAGCUGGGGUGGUUUCCUCAAUGCCGGUGCUGUGACGAGAGGAAGUAAAGGUUCUUAGCUCUAAGCGCUGUGGAUUAAUGCCCCUGAAACCCCCCCCCAGCCCCUUCCCCUCUACUGUUUUCCUGCAGUGGCCAAACUGUAUUUAUGCUGCUAGAUGAAUGGAAAAAGAGAGAGAGGGAACUUUUACUUGCUGCGACGUUUUAGUCCCAGGCAAAAUUCCAAAUUGAACUCUAUGUGUUUGGACUUAAAGAAACAAAAGAUGACAAAAGAUAACAUCCAACAUUUUUGUUUAUUUUGUUUGUUUUUUGCCACUGAAACUUGAGCCAAACGUGCCUCUACGAGGCUGAGAGGAGGGAGCGCGUCCGACAGAUACUGACGGGAUCGCCUGCAGAGAGGAAACGAGGGGAUGUACACUGUUGGCGUGCGUGUGUGUGCGUGCGUGCAUGAGUGCGUGUGUUCGCGUGUUAAUGGGCAACUUGUAAACACAUUCCUUGGGACAAAGCUCUUUCAGCCUGUUCUUUGGGGAAAUGUACAAAUGCUGUGUGGACUGGCAAAGAAAAAAAAAAAACUAGCAGAUGUAUCGGUUUUAACACGUGAAUGAAAGAACCGUCUGUAUCCGUGUGUGAUUGUUGUUCCAUUCAAAGAUGUCCGAAGCAACAGAGGAGACCAUCACAAGCAUCAACCGACAGGUGGCGCUGCCAGGAGUCUUAGUGUUACAUGUAUCGCAGUUAAAAUCGGCGGGGCGGCCGCGGACUCGUGGAUCGUCGGCGGGGAAAAAUACAAACACAAAGGUGAACAGAAACAUUGUAGCCAAACGAAAAUCGUCUCAAUCUCCAAGAGUCACAACUCAAGCUGAACUGUGAAAGUGGUAUAACACUGUAUAUUAAAAAAGAAAAAAAAAAGAAAACAAUCUUGCUCUAUCUCCUCUCGUUGUUUUCUCCCUCUGUUUUAAUUUAUGAUCUGGUUUGAGAAAUCAGAUUUGUUGCAGGUGUUUUAUUUUUUCAGUUCAUGUAAACUGCCUGGCAAAAAAGAAAACAGACAGAAAAAACCUUAAAGGGAUUGUGUAUUUGUUUGAUUCACUUAGAAUUUUAUUUUCUUAUAACUUAAGUGCAAUAAAAUGUGGGUUUUUCUUUUUUCAUUUCAAGCAUAUCAGUUGUCUGUUUUUGUUACCUGUGUGAAGGCAUCUUAUAUGUUCAAUAAAGCAAAUUAUUUGGUUAAUUACA